Molecule: messenger RNA, 651 nt
Organism: Caenorhabditis elegans
Lineage: Eukaryota; Metazoa; Nematoda; Chromadorea; Rhabditida; Rhabditidae
Gene: T02C1.1
Product: putative RING finger protein T02C1.1
Exons: 4
Coding region: 120-602 (160 amino acids)
Molecular function (GO): metal ion binding
Source: RefSeq, marked reviewed
GGGUCCGGAACCAAAAAAAAAACAAAUAAUCGGUUUAGUACAAAAACUGAUUUUAUAUAAUUUGAUUCAAUUAGAAGAUUUUCCUAUAGAUUAGUAAAUCAUCAUUUCUGGUUAUUACGAUGCGUGACGAAGAUUUUUGCUGUGCGGUUUGCUUGGAUUUUUUUGUGGAGCCUUGCAUAAUAGAAUGUGGUCAUUCUUAUUGUCGAUUUUGUAUCGAAAGUCACCUGAAUAUCAAUGAAAAGUGCCCACUGUGCAGAGCUCAUACUGGAAAUCCAAUCAGAAAUCGACAACUCGAGUCAUUAACAAUGAGCUAUGUGAGUUCUCGAAAUAUAUCCACUGAAUAUUAUGAACGAAUGAAAUCUUAUCAAAAGAAACUAUUGCUUCAAAAUCGAGCACUUGUAAUUAUUUGGACUGAGUUGAAUAAAAGGCCAGGACAUUCUACGGAACUAUGUAAUCUAGUACGGAAUGUACAAGAUGAAGAACUGAAAUCGGAGAUUAUGUGGCAAGUAAAGCAACAAGUUGGAGUAGGAUUAGAACACACUGGAGACCUCCAAGAGGAGAACGUAACAAUUCGAUUAAAAAAUUCUUCAAGUCAACAAUAACCAAAUCUGUAUUUUUAUGUAAAUAUUUGAAUGAAAUAUUUGUACAUUU